Acanthoscelides obtectus is the source of this 732-nucleotide messenger RNA. NCBI's taxonomy places the organism in Eukaryota, Metazoa, Arthropoda, Insecta, Coleoptera, Chrysomelidae. The record is from the annotation of a GenBank genome assembly.
AUGAAUGUUCCAGUGGCGUCCCUUGGGGUCUUGUGUCUCAACUCGAACGAGAGCCUGCUGGAGAUUCCAAUCCAGGAAUUGCAACGGAGGCACUCCGAAACGCGUCUGGGCAGCAGUGCGGGUACCGAUGGUCUGUCUGUGGGGGGCUUCGGGGGCGGCUUGGCACCCCCUAGGAGCCCCGAGCUACGCAGGCACUCUGAUGUGUCGCCUUCAUCACUCAAGGAACUCGAAAAGUUGAAAUCUGGAAAGCCAUCAUCUGAUCAGUCAUCGAAUAAACCAAUGAAACCUCUUGGCAGUCCGUAUGGUUCUACAGCUGAUGUCGGUCCGCCACAGGUACAGCGAUCCAGACGAGGAUCCCGAGUAUCACGACAACGCAGCUAUGAUGAAGAGGUGAAAGCAGCCAAAGGAAUCUCCCCCGGUGGCUCUCCAGCAACCGGUCCCGAUGGCUCCGCCGCUGGCCUGGGACUGCCUGCCCCUAUGCCGAGACGCGCCUCCGCCUAUGACGUGUUCGCUGGCGCACCGGGCGGCCUUCCAACCGUUGCAGGCCCGCCCAUGGGUAGAAGGGCAUCGUUCCGCGUUGCGCCACCCACUCCGGUCGAGCAACAGAGCCCGACCACCGAAAACGAUGUGGGCGGGCUCUCGAUGCCGAUCAUCACAGGCGCAGGGUUGGGGGGACCUGUACCGGAGAUCGGCGAAAGGAGGAUGUCGUGCAGGAGGGCAUCACAUAUGUAA